Messenger RNA from Lycium ferocissimum, 1642 nucleotides. Its product is annotated as UDP-glycosyltransferase 76B1-like. Gene Ontology annotation, molecular function: UDP-glycosyltransferase activity. The transcript has 3 exons. Lineage: Eukaryota; Viridiplantae; Streptophyta; Magnoliopsida; Solanales; Solanaceae. The record is from RefSeq and is a predicted model, not a curated record. Bases 46 to 1407 code for a protein of 453 amino acids.
ACCCUUUCUUCAAAUUUGGAGAAACCAAUAUAGAAGAGUAAUUUCAUGGAGGCUGAAGUGCAAGGAAGAAAGGGAAGACGGGUGUUGUUAUUUCCAUUGCCCUUGCAAGGCCACAUAAACCCUAUGCUUCAACUAGCAAAUGUCCUUCACUCAAAAGGCUUUUCUAUAACCGUUAUCCACACCAACCUCAAUAACUCUCACAAUAUUCAAACAAACUAUCCUCACUUCACAUUUCACUCUAUUUCUGAUGGCUUAUCUGAAGAUGAAAAAUCAACAACGGAUGUCUUAUUUCUUCUUUCUUUGCUCAAUGAGAAAUGUGUUCCACAUUUCGAAGAGGCUUUGGCACAGUUAUUGUUGGAAGAUCCCAAUAAUAUUGCUUGCUUAAUAUCUGAUGCUAUCUUGCACUUCACUAGGGUUGUUGCUGACAAUUUUAAGCUUCCUAGGCUUGUUUUAAGGACCGGAGGAGUUUGUUCAUUCUUGACUUUUGCUGCCUUCCCACUUCUCCUUCACAAAGGUUAUUUUCCUCUUCAAGAAUCUCGACUAGAGGAAGCAAUUGAGGAACUUCCACCACUAAGAAUUAAAGACCUUCCUGUAUUCAAGACAUGUAACAUGGAUGCACUUUAUGAAGUAAUGAGAGGAAUGAUACGAGAAACUAAAGCUUCAUCUGGCCUGAUUUUGAAUUCAUUCGAAGAACUUGAACAAUCGUCGAUGUCUAAACUCCGCGAGGAUUUUCCUAUCCCAAUUUUCUCUAUAGGCCCGUUCCACUCGCACUUUCCAGCUUCUUCCAGCAGCUUGAUGUCACAAGACCAAACUUCAAUCUCUUGGCUAGACACAAAAGCACCUAACUCUGUAAUUUAUGUGAGCUUUGGAAGCAUCGCAACAAUAGAAGUUAAUGACUUUGUUGAGAUUGCUUGGGGCUUGGCAAAUAGCAAUCACCCUUUCUUGUGGGUGGUUAGGCCCGGGUCAGAAUGGGUCGAAUCAAUAUUACCUAGUGAGUUGUUGGAGAAAGUACUGGAUGGAAGAGGAUACAUUGUCAAGUGGGCUCCACAGCAACAAGUGUUGGCGAAUCCUGCCGUUGGAGCGUUUUGGACUCACAACGGAUGGAAUUCAACAUUGGAGAGUAUUUGUGAAGGGGUACCAAUGAUUUGUAUGCCAUGUUUCGGUGAUCAAAUGGUGAACGCAAGGUACGUUAGCAAUGUUUGGAAAGUAGGGGUGCAAUUAGAGAAUGGCUUGGAGAGGACAAACAUUGGGAAUGCAAUUAGAACGUUGAUGGCGGAUGGGGAAGAAGGGAACCAAAUUAAAGAAAGAAUGUUACGGCUGAAGGAGAAGGCAAAUUCAUGUCUAAAGUCAGGUGGCUCUUCUUAUGAGUCUUUGAGGAGCCUUACUAGUCACAUCUUAUCACUUUGAUCGAUCAUGUUUAUCAUCUGUCGAUGGAUGCUCACUCCAACUUUUUGUCGGGAUCUACUAAUUAAUUUGACAAUAAAAUUCAGGAUUUUUCUUGAGCCGAGAGUGUAUUGCAAACAAUCCUCUACCCCGCAAAGGUAGAAUUAAAGCCUGCGUAUAUCCUAUCAUCCGCAGGUCCAUUUAUAGAACCACACUGGGUAUGUUAUUGUUAUUGAAUAAAAUUCAAACUUCUUAUCUA